GUCUGCUGUUUACACUUUCCAAAAUGGCAAAUAAAAGGAAGAGAAAGCCAAAUUGGACGGAAAGUGAGCUGAAUGCUCUAACUGAUGGUGUUGCUACCAAUAUCAGAUUGAUUAAAGGGAAGUUCAGCAUGACGGUUUCAAAUGAUGCGAAAAACAAAUGCUAUUCAGAGAUAACUGAAAGUGUUAACUCUGUAAACCCUUCGGCCAUAAAACGAGAUGUGGCUGACAUAAAAAAAAAAUGGCAGGACAUACAAAGCCUGGCAAAGAAGAAGGAGUCUGCUAGACUCCAGGUAGUAAAAAAAACAGGAGGAGGACCACCACCAGAUGAUACGUUGAAAUCAUGGGAAAAAAAUAUUAUAGGAACCUUCACAAAAACCAUGGUUGAAGGAAUUGAGGGUGGUUUUGACACCUCAGACACAUCAGACACUUCUGUUGACAUAAGUUGUGGUAGUGGUGCAGUUGGAGGACAACCAAAAUCAAAUGAUGAUCAUGGCUAUUUAGAGAGAGUUCAUGGUCCAAUAGCAACAUUAAUACCAGCAAGAUACCACCAGUUUAUUGAUGGUCAAACACUUAAGUCCUAUGUGGCCUCCAACGAAAGAGAUGCCCAAAUAUUUAAACAGAAAGCUGGACCUGCUGAUAUACCAGUAAUAACAAAAAAAACCAGCAACAAAGUGUAUUCACAAAUAACUGAUAACCUAACAGAUUCUGGAAAAGAUGCCAUCAAUGAUAUCAAUCCAAAUUUGUUCAAUUUAUUGAUAGAUUGGUGUCCCGAUUUUGAGAGCUUUGUUUGUUCAAAACCUGUUCCAGCUCAACAAGACAACCUGAUACAAUCAGUGGAUGAAAUGCCAGUAGAUAGAAAUCCAACAGAUGAUUUAAAUGAAGAUGUUGGUUCACAGGCACAAACCAGUAGCAGUAGUGCUAAUUCAUCUUUUGCAUCAAAUGGGAAGAAAAGAGCUGCCAUCAGUAAUGAAAAUGCUUCCUCUGAGAGGUAUUUCAUACUUAAAGCAAGUAAACUCCAAAAAGUAGAGGAGUAUAGAGCCCAAAAACUUAAGAUUAUGGAGCAGAUGCUGGAAAUGCAGAGAAGGUCUACUGUGGCCCUGGAAGCCAUUAGAGCGUCACAGCACAGAGAACAGCAGUACGGGAUAGAUCUGCAGUGUUUGUCUCCAGUCAUUAAAUUUUCUGAAAGUUAUUUUGAUUUUUUUUUGGUAUUUUGA
Mytilus trossulus (common blue mussel) is the source of this 1214-nucleotide messenger RNA. RefSeq lists its product as uncharacterized. The record is from RefSeq and is a predicted model, not a curated record. Lineage: Eukaryota; Metazoa; Mollusca; Bivalvia; Mytilida; Mytilidae. The coding region runs from base 24 to 1214 and encodes 396 amino acids. The transcript is spliced from 7 exons.